Molecule: messenger RNA, 204 nt
Organism: Opisthorchis viverrini
Lineage: Eukaryota; Metazoa; Platyhelminthes; Trematoda; Opisthorchiida; Opisthorchiidae
Exons: 1
Coding region: 1-204 (67 amino acids)
Source: RefSeq, a predicted model, not a curated record
AUGAAUCAGCGUUCCAGCCACAGCGUUGUGCUUGUUCCACAGAGAUCUGAAGACGCACCAGAUCGAAUUAUUUCGGAUAGUGUCGAAAUACCUGUAGAUGGCCGACAAGAGAGCGGACGGCAUACGUCCAGUCCCACUCUAAUCAGGGGUUACGGUCAUGGCAAAUCGAUAACGGAUAAGCAAGCGCCGAAAGCUCUUACAUAA